AAUCCUAAAUAAACCCCUGUUUAGUUAAAAAAUAAAUAAAUUAACAAUACAUUUUAAGACCUUUCAAAGAACUUUUAUCUACAAAAACGUAAAGUGUGAUAGUUUUUAUUUAUCUACAUGUCAUUUGAAGAAUGUUGCCUUGUACAUUAAACUGAGGAAACUUACAAUUUCUAUGGAAAAAUACAGAUUUUAACUCAUUUGUCAGUGUCCAUGUUGUGCGUGUGGAGGCCAGCACACUUCUUCAUGCUUGUCAGCAGAGUGCUCUGAGGUCACUUGAAAAAAAAAAGGGAAAAAAAAACCCUCACUGACAUUCUUUUCUCGUCCAGCAUUUGCUGCCCAUUAGCCGAGUCAGUCGCUCGUGUCUCCAGACUCAACACCUUCUUUUUAACAAAGGAUUUUUCACAACUGAGACAUGACGUCUAAUUCCAGUUUGUCCAACAUGCGACGGUUGGUGGAACAGCUGAAGCUUGAGGCCAGUGUGGAAAGAAUAAAGAUCUCCCAGGCAGCUGCAGAGCUCCAACAAUACUGUCUGCAGAACGCCAGCAAGGAUGCUUUGCUGGUUGGAGUCCCGACAGGCAGCAACCCGUUCAGGGAGCCUCGAUCCUGUGCUGUGGUGUGAAGAGGAAGAAGACGUGGACAUAAGUGUGGCAUCUCACUCAGAGGAAAAGAGAAAAGCAAAAAAGAUUUGCUUAAUGUACUGAGAACAACACUCGGAACAUCAUGUUUUAAGUUUUUUUUGUAUGGAUGUAAUUUUAUUUUAAUAUUUUGUGUUCACUUUCUAGCUUUUUUUUUAAAAGUAUCAUUUAAAGCUGAUGUGUGAUCAAGUGGUGAUGCAGCACAGAAUUGUAGUGUGAUUUUCUUAUUUUUGCCUGAGAUCUAAAGCACAGUGGAAUUUCAUGGCGUCUGAGUUUCCUGAUGUUCAAUCUAAGUUAGGAAGAGAGAGGAAACUGAGUCUUCCUGUCCCAAACUGCAAAGACGAAGUGAGUCGUUUCCUUUUAGCUUUUGAGCUGGUAGACGAGCUCAAAACAGCACGAAACAACAACCUUUUCUCAUAUUUUGGAUUCUUCUUUCGCUGUUGAACAGUUUUUUGUUUAUUUUAAUAAAAAAAAUACUUUUCUGUGCUUCUGUUUUCAGUAUACAAAAGGUAUCAACUUAACAAGAAAAAAGCAUUGUGUGUUUUAUUUCCUUUUCCUGACUUCCUCUUUCAGGGAUGAAGCUCAGAGCUGAUCUCUAUGAUGCUUUCUUUCCCAUUGACCUUUGCUCAGAUGUGCUGAAAAGAUCAGCUGCUGCUCAUUUUGUGGAGAGCCCAUAAUUACUAUAAUUGAUUUGUGAUACUUUAAUUGAUUAACUAAUAACCCUGUUCAGUUUAUUGUCUUGGUAACAAUAAAUAAUAUACACAUGGAAGGUUUGAUAAGACACAAACCUUUUCUGUUUUUACUCCAGUUUCACCAAAAAGCCACACACACAUGCAUGCACACACCUCCUCAUUUUCAAUCAAUGGUUAACAUGCAUGGAAUUUGUGUGAAAGCCAUAGAGUUAUAAAUAGAAAGAGAGUACUGUAUUGGCGUAUCUUCAUUCUGAUCAGACACUGCGAUGUCACGGAGGUUCAAAAAUGUCCACAAAGCGGGAUCAACUGUCAACCAAAGAAACAACAUUCUGCAGCAACACAUUAACACAACACAGAGAUUAAAUCUUGUCAGCAACAUGAAAUGUUUGUUGUUGAUACAACAGAGUGACAGGAAAAUGCAAGAAGGCUCUCCCAUAGAAACUACAAGAUCACGUGGCCACAGUGAGGCUCUCUCUCUCUCUCUCUCUAUUUAUAACUCUUUGGUGAAAGUGUCACACUCUGACCCCUUGUGGCGAUCCAUAGGAGAGACAAAUUCGAAAAGCUAAGAAAAACUUCCCUUACAAGCAACCUGCAAGCAAAUGCAACCAAAUAGAUGGAGGAGCGCUUAAAUUUAAAUGUUUUCCUUCUAAAUACUACAAUUGAUCUCUAAAAAGGGCCUUAUUGAGACAACUUCCUUUAAUUUUCAAUUCAACUUUGGCACAAACUCUGCUGGAAUCAGUGUAGACCUGAAGCAGAUCUGCAUGUUGCAACAGCCUGCUUCUCAUUUUGUCUGUUAUCCAGCUGAGCCCCACAAGACAAUACCACAGACUGUAUAAAUAGAGUCUAAAGCACCUGGCCGAUAAACAGGUUGCCCCACCCAUCAUUCUUAAGAAAGUGAAUGUCACACAUAGAAGGCACCUUUGUCUUUUUUUUUUUUAAGGUGAAAUGACCCAAAUACCUGGAAAGGAAAGGUCUUCUCUUUGGAUUGGUGGGCGGGAGGCUGUGAGCAGAGUUGGAUUUCAGGACCAACCCCCCCCUUUCCAAGCCUCACUGUUGUCCAGCGCAGUCGGUCCAGAGAGCCGCUGUGGAUUGCAUGUGUGUACUUUGGUUAAAGCCAUAGCUUUCCCGGCAGACUAUGAGCGUAGAUACCAUCAAUGAAGAACCGACACACCACUGGGAAUCUUUUUUUCUCAAAGGUCAACGACCUCAGAAAAGCAAUUAAUCCGGUUUAACUCCUAUUUGUCAAUGACGGGACGUUUUUACGAAUUGGAGGAGUGUUUGUACCAACUGAGGAUAUGGCCGAGGUAUACAAACUCUACAUGGGAAUAAUAACAGCUUUGGCCCUAUGCAAAUAUUCCUUGGCAGAAUGGAAUUCCACAGAUGAGCCGACCAAUCAAACUGUGUCUCACUGUCAUUUCCAUGGCGACCAGGACAACUGCACAGGUAGAUACACACCAAGGGGAGGAGGCAAAGAGGAUACCGAAGAGUGGAACGGACACUUCUCGAGAUGCCCUGAGGAGCUGACAUUUUACUGUGUUCAUGGAGAUUGUCGUUACGUUGAGGAGCAGAAGACACCUUCCUGCAGGUGUCAGAGAGGUUACACCGGAUCCAGGUGUGAAUAUGUGGACCUGGGCUUGCACAAAGGCGAGAGGAGACACCUCAUAAUAGGCUGCAUCGUCGCACUGCUUGCAUUACUUAUAGUUCUCAUACUAGGCAUCUGCAUCUGUUCAAAUCGCAGAUUCAAAUUGUGGUGGCGGAGAAGGAGAAGGACAGAAGAACCAAAGAAGGAGACAGAAAAGCUGAAAAUGAUCAAAGCGAGCGCGGCCAAUGCAACAGACUCUAUAGAAACAACGAAUAUCAACUCUGUGUGAUGACUGUGGGACUUCAGUCGUAUAAAGUGGAGCUGCAGCUGGCUUUUGUUUCACCACGACAGCAGGUUGUUACAGGACGUCCUUGGACACGUAGACCUAAACGAAAGAACACUUGGAGACUACUGAAUCUAAAAAAAUAAAUCUCCUGAAGUCUUCAAAACUCUCUCAGAAAAAAAAGAUUUUCGAUAAACUGGAGAAGCCUGUUGAGCUUUUUUGUUCGCUGGCAAAAGGUCUUCGCAAAUGCUGCAGGGCAACAGAUGCACUCGGCUCGUCACUAAGCACUUCUGGCCGGAUGGCACCAAAAAAGUUGUUGCUAUGUUGGAAACCGCUGAGGCACCAGCUGGCAGCUCUUGAUAACAGUCAGCCUGGUUGUUGUGUGGGAGACACAUUUAUGAGCAAAGGAACUGUUUGGAAAUGCUAAACUCCAUCUUUACUCACAGGAAAGGAUUUUUAUGAACCAUCAGAUGUGUUUGCACAAUCUGUGUAAUCUUCUUUUUUCACUUUAAGCGCUGGUUUUACUUUGGUCUCAUUUCAUAGUGUUACAGUUCAUCCAAAUUAACACACAUCACUGUUUAAUCUUCCUUUCAGAGGCAAGGCUAUUGUUACAAAUGUUUCAUCAGCAGUGCAAAGCGUUCUCCAACGAAUCGUAACGUUUAAAAUGAACUGCAGGGUUAAGAAAGGACAAGAAAAGCUUGUGCUGGAGGCUGGUUUGAUCUGUAUAUUUGGAGCAGAGCAAGGACCGGACUACAGAGUCCGGACAGCUGAGUCUGUGUGUGAGGGCUGAAAGUAGCCCACUGUGUGAGAAUUUUUCCAGAUGCAGUGACCUUCAGUCAGUUCAGUCUGCUCUUGCUGUUUGUGUCAUUCAUUAAUUUUUCAUUUUAAGGGCCUAUAUCCUGCUUUUCUUAAGGCGAUAAAACAACUCGAUUUCUGAGGCACCACCUUUCGCUUCUUGUGGGCCGCCCAUUUCAACCUUGAGUCUGCGUUUCGUUUAUGAAAAUAAACAACAUCCAAACUUUCGCAAAGACUGAUGUGCAUAAUGCGCAUAUAAAGUGAAAGCGUUUAGCCGGUGUGUGUGUGGUAGCCUGGUGGUGGUGGUGUUGGCAGCACAGACAUUUCCUGGAAGGGGCUCUUCCUCACUUUCAUACAUAGAAAUGUCAGAACCUGCUCAUUUUCGUGGAUUGGGAGAGGUUGGUGCUCAGAGCGCAGGUUUUCAGAGGAAUGCUCAGAGCUGCAUGAAUAGAGCAAAAUACCACUUUGGGGUUGUCUUUUGUGAGGAAUGGACAUUAUAAUACACUUAAAAGCUCAAAAGGUUGAUUUUGCAUGAUAUAGGCCAUUUAAACUGUGUCAUCUACUUUGUUCAUUAGGUUUGCCUAAUUACAAAUAAUUGAAUUUAGCUUACUUUUAAAAAUGUUUUUUCUUAAUUUGAAGCACUUUAAUGCGUUCACCAGCUUAAAUUAGAUGCAUUUAAGGUAAAAACAAAAACUACUUUUGCCUCCUAUUUAUUUUAUGUAAGGAUAAGCUUUUUUCUUGAAAAACAAUUUUCAAUCUUUUGGCGAUUCAUCGAAACUACCACAUUGAGCAUUUCCUUUAAGCUGAUUUGAGUCUUUCUGAAGAGUUUGUUUGUCAUGGUCUGCUGAGUCUUAGGACUGGCUAACAUGUUUUAGAUGAAAUAUUAACCUUUGACACACUUUUUUUUUAAAGUGGAGCAAUAAACUUUCACAACUUUCUUAACAAGUA
This is a messenger RNA of Oryzias latipes (Japanese medaka), 4935 nucleotides long. NCBI's taxonomy places the organism in Eukaryota, Metazoa, Chordata, Actinopteri, Beloniformes, Adrianichthyidae. The record is from RefSeq and is a predicted model, not a curated record.